Messenger RNA from Chenopodium quinoa (quinoa), 765 nucleotides. RefSeq lists its product as uncharacterized. Lineage: Eukaryota; Viridiplantae; Streptophyta; Magnoliopsida; Caryophyllales; Amaranthaceae. The record is from RefSeq and is a predicted model, not a curated record. The transcript has 2 exons. Bases 184 to 648 code for a protein of 154 amino acids.
UUCUCUCUCCUCCUUCCUCUUUCACGCACAAUUUUCUCUCUCCUCGUUCAAGUUUAUCUUUCCUCAGAAAAUCGAAAAUCCCAACAAAUUUGAAAGAUUUUAGAGAGAGAAACAAUACUAUGACAGUAGAAAAGCUUGAGAAAUCAAUGGCGGCAACUGAGAUUGAAGACUAGAGAAAAGACGAUGAUGAUUUGGAGGAAGGCGAGAUUAUCGACAACAACUCAAACGCCGAAAAACCCAGCAAAUCAAUCGCAACAACUCAUCCUCUUGAGAAUGCUUGGACUUUUUGGUUUGAUAAUCUUAUUGCUAAAUCGAAACAAGCUGCUUGGGGUAGCUCUAUUCGACCCAUUUAUACUUUCUCUACUGUUGAAGAAUUUUGGAGGCAAAGGUCUCCCCAACAUGAGUUCUAUUAUAAAGCAAUUUAGGGAUGUGUUCGAUUGGGUGGAUGCUAAUAGUACAGGCCAUAUAAUUCCUCUUGAAGGAGCUGAUGUCGAAUAUGAUUCUGCCAGUAAAAAGAUUGAGGAGAUUGAAUCUGAUUUGAAGAAACAUAUUUUGGAACAGAAAAAGUUACUUGGCAUCACAUCGGUAAUGGACACUUUAUUAAUUAAAAUUAUAAACUUUCUCAUCGUAUCUUAUGUGCUUCAUUAAUUUGUCUCCUUGUGAUGUCUGUAGAUUACAUAUGUUACCAUUGGAAAGGACAUAUAUCUGUUACAAAUGAGCAACUAACUAUUUUCUCAUUUGCUAAAUGAGCAAAAAAUUGAUUGU